This is a messenger RNA of Ylistrum balloti, 5526 nucleotides long. RefSeq names its product staphylococcal nuclease domain-containing protein 1-like. Gene Ontology annotation, cellular component: cytosol; nucleus; RISC complex. The record is from RefSeq and is a predicted model, not a curated record. The transcript is spliced from 21 exons. Gene Ontology annotation, biological process: mRNA catabolic process; regulatory ncRNA-mediated gene silencing. Lineage: Eukaryota; Metazoa; Mollusca; Bivalvia; Pectinida; Pectinidae. Gene Ontology annotation, molecular function: RNA binding; nuclease activity. Bases 12 to 2717 code for a protein of 901 amino acids.
GAGUUGACAACAUGACUUCACCAUCACCAGCUGUUCAGAAGGGAAUAGUGAAACAGAUCCUCUCAGGGGAUGCUGUUGUUAUUAGAGGUCAGCCCCGUGGGGGGCCACCACCAGAGAAGACUAUCUGUUUCUCCAACAUCACAGCUCCAAGGAUGGCUCGACGACCAAAUCCAAACAUGGAGGGAGCAACAGAAACCAAAGAUGAGCCAUUUGCUUGGGAGGCAAGAGAAUUUCUCAGGAAAAAGUUGAUAAACAAGGAAGUUGUCUUCACUGUAGAGUACAAAGUUCCAGGAACUGGACGAGAAUAUGGAUGUGUGUACUUGGGAAAAGACAUGAAUGGUGAGAACAUGACAGAACAGUUGGUCUCCGAGGGACUGGUAGAAGUCAGGAGAGGUGGAGUUCGAGCUGAUGAUGCCAGCCAAAGUGCUUUAAUACAAUUGGAAGAUGGCGCCAAAUCCGCAGGCAAAGGAAAAUGGGCAACAGAAGGCAUUAAACCAAACAGUAUCAGAGAUGUAACCUGGGUAGUAGAAAACCCUCGUAACUUUGUAGACUCGCACCAUAACGAACCAAUAAACGCUGUGAUUGAACAUGUACGAGAUGGUUGUACUGUGCGGGCAUUCCUCCUUCCAACAUUUGAUUAUGUAACAGUAAUGUUGUCCGGAAUCAAGUGUCCAAUGUUCAAACAAGAUGAAGAAGGUAAACAGAUGGCAGAACCCUUUGCUACGGAGGCUAAGUACUUCACUGAAGUUAGACUGUUACAACGGGAUGUGAAGAUCAUCCUGGAGGGCGUGUCAAAUCAGAAUUUACUUGGCACAGUAUUACACCCGAAUGGUAAUAUAGCUGAGCUUCUGCUGAAGGAAGGGUUUGCACGUUGUGUGGACUGGAGCAUGGGUGUCGUAACACAGGGAGCCGAUAAACUCAGGGCAGCCGAAAAAUUGGCCAAAGAGAAGAAAUUGCGCAUGUGGAAAGAUUACAAAGCACAGGAGCAAAGUGUUGACCUCAAAGACCAGAGUUUUUCUGGCAAGGUUGUAGAAGUUGUAAAUGGAGAUGCAUUAAAUGUGAAAACAGGUGAUACAAUCAAGAAGGUAUUCCUAGCUAGCAUACGACCACCAAGACCAUCACUUGAGCAGAAUGAGAAUGCACCACCAGCCCCCAAAGAAGCUAACAAGAGGCCACGGCCUCUGUAUGAUAUACCCUACAUGUUUGAGGCACGAGAAUUCCUCAGGAAAAAACUGAUUGGAAAGAAAGUGAAUGUACAAGUAGACUACAUACAGCCUCCUAACCAGGGCUUCCCAGAGAAAAUGUGUGCAACAGUAACAACAGGAGGAGUAAAUGUCGGAGAAGCAUUAGUGGGUAAAGGCUUGGCCACAGUGAUACGUUAUCGCCAGGAUGAUGAUCAACGCUCCUCUCAUUAUGACGAGUUACUGGCAGCUGAAGCCAGGGCUAUCAAAAAAGGCAUGGGUCUACACUCUAAAAAGGAACCCCCAAUCCACAGAGUGGCUGAUGUAUCAGGGGAUAUCACAAAAGCCAAACAAUUCCUGCCCUUCCUGCAGAGGGCUGGCAGAUCUGAAGCCAUUGUAGAGUUUGUAGCCAGCGGCUCUCGACUUCGUCUUUUCAUUCCACGAGAAACGUGUCUCAUUACAUUCCUCGUGUCUGGUAUUUCCUGUCCAAGAGGUACUCGUACUAUGCCGGGUGGUGUAGUAACUCCUGCAGAGCCUUUUGGUGAUGAAGCAACGCUUUUCACUAAGGAGAUGUGUCUACAGCGUGAGGUUGAAGUUCAGGUAGAGGCCAUGGACAAGGGAGGUAACUUUAUUGGCUGGCUGUUUGUAGAGAAUGUAAACCUGUCCGUUUCACUUGUGGAGGAAGGAUUGUCCAAGGUUCACUUCACUGCUGAGCGCAGCAACUACUACAAAGCUUUGUGUGUGGCACAGGACCAAGCCAAGUCAAAAAAACUUAAUCAAUGGGCAGCAUAUGAAGAACCUGUAGAAAAGGAGGAGGUGAUUGAAGACACAUCAGAUAGAAAAGUUAACUACAAACAGGUGGUCGUCACAGAAGUCUCUCCUGAAGAACUCAAAUUCUAUGCUCAAUAUGUAGACAAUGGGCCUCAGUUAGAGAAACUGAUGGAGCAGUUACGACAAGAUAUGGAGUCCAACCCUCCACUGCCUGGAUCCUACACACCAAAGAAGGGCGAAGUUUGUGCUGCCCAAUUUUCAGCUGACGAAUCCUGGUACCGUGCCAAGGUGGAGAAAGUUGAAAGGUCUCAUGUAACAGUUCUAUUCAUCGACUAUGGGAAUAGAGAAAAGACCGAUGCCUCAAGGUUAGCAAAGUUGCCUGCCACAUAUCAAACACUGGCACCCCAAGCUCAGGAGUUCGCCAUGGCAUGUGUAACACUACCCCCUGAUGAGGAUUCAAAAGCAGAUGCCCUUGAUGCAUUCUACAAUGACAUUAUAAACAAGGAACUGAUGAUGAACGUUGAGUACAGGGUCCCUGGUCAGGACUAUGUCACACUCGUCUACCCGGACAACAAGGAUGACGUUUCACAGGGGCUCAUAUCUGCAGGCUGGAUCCUUGCAGAAAAGAGACGUGAGAAACGAGUAGCCAAAAUAGUAACUGACUACCAGAAAGCCCAGGAAAAAGCAAAGAUUGCUCGGGUAAACCUAUGGAGGUAUGGUGACUUCACAGAAGAUGAUGCCAAGGAAUUUGGCUAUAAGAAGUGAAAAUGAUUCUGAUCAGCUGCUGCCCUACACCCCUUCUGGAAGAAAGGGUACUUCUGAUUGGCUGUAGGACUCGGCAACCAUUUCUGUCAACACAAGUGAAAUAUAGAAAUACUUUAAACAUACACAAGUGGAAUCUAGAAAUUCAUGAACGAAACAGUACAAAGGGGACUUUUCUCAGACAAACAAUGAUUAACUUGCAUUUGAUGACUUGGAUUCUUCCAUUUUUUUUUUUUUAAAUAUGCUGCAGAAUUGUUUGUUGAAAUGAUCUGAAAACCAUUCGGUUUGCCCAGCUCUUUACUUCAGUUUGCUAAACAGCUACCUCGGUUGUCUUUAGUAGUAGAGGUACAGUUUUUUGUUGAGUGAGCUAGAUGGUAAGAAGGGUUCAUUUGUUUGGAGGAGAUCUUCCCUCUGUCACUGUUUUCGUUGUGAUAUAUAACAAAAAAUUGAUACAUCAACACAAGUGGAAUCUAGCUAAAUUUAUUUAAUUUUUUUUACUACAAAAUAAGAAAAAUUCAAAUAUUUAAAGAAAUAGACAGAACAUGUGGAAUCUAGCUAUUUUGUAUGUAUUUUUUAUUUAGGAGCUCUGUAUCAUUCUGGAUGUUAGGCCUUGUUGGUUUUUACUAUUGGUGAAUGUCGUCCCAUGGCCUGAGUUCAGGGCAUGAUUGCUGAGUGAAAGGAGUGUUUGAGUUAGUGACUUUAUUAACGUAGCCGGCGUGCUUGGUGCUGAGACAUUCACAAUGUGAUUGCCGUGUUAAAUAGAGAAAGUGCAUGAGAUAUUCUGUUACUUAAUUUUUCUGCAAUAUGCACGUGAUUCAAUGUUUUUAUCACAGGCCACUAUCCCCUGCAGAAAUGGCCAAUAAAGAGAUAGAAAAAAAUGUAGUUUGUAGCAUGGGAAGGGAACCAUAUAUAGUGUAUAAACCAACAUUGUUGUCUCUAAGUUACAGUAUUUAAAAUGACCGAUUGAUUUUAUAACUUGUUGUCAUUGCAUUUUUUGAGAAACAAAAGCAUUUGAUAGGUCAUGCCCCGAAGUUAUUUUUGUAAACCACUGCAGCAGUUCCUCAACAAAGGGCAUUCUGAUUUAAGAUCAGCCAAGAGGAGAGAUACUUUUAGAAGUCCUGUCCAUGUCUGUAUUACAGUCACAGAAAUAUUUUUAUAUUAGAAAUAAUUACCUUGUGUUAUAUUUUAAUCAGACACUGGCCUAAUUUGAAGUUACUUGUUUAGAAUACCUGUCUACACAUACCAGGUAUAUACAAUGUGUAAACUUUAAAGAUGGCUGUGAUGUACCUGCAGGGUUUUACUGGCAUCAGUUUUGGAAUGUGAAGUGUACACUUGGCAAGUUGUUCGUUGUCAGUUUAUAGUAGGUGCUCGGCUGUCUGUACAAACAGAUAUUCAAGCUGAUUGGGGAUGGGAAUCAUAUUGUUCAUUCACCAUAUAUAUCCAUAAACACCAAUCUUCUUAUACAUGUGAUCUCUACGUCAUUGACUCGGUCAUCUAGUGGUUUUAGGGACAGCAAAAUUAUUAAUUAGAUAAUCAAACGGGCCUCUGUCAUCACAUACAACUAGGAAGUCAUUAUCUGUCCAUGUAAAAGAUUAUCAAGGAUAUUGGACAAUGCAAUUCUGACAUUCCUGUUGUUAGAUUUGUGUAUUUUUAUUGUGAUCGACUGUGUUCGCUGUCACUAUAACUAUGGAAUGUUUCCCAUUAUGUAGAAGUCUGAUUGUGUUUAAGUUAGCUCACCUUUUACAAUAAGAAAAAGAGCACAUCAAUCUUCAUUUUGUGUCAUCUUGCUUUAUUGUUAUUAAGGUUUAUUUUGUAUUUAUGUAGAUAAGUUAAGUAGAUAAAAGACAUUUAAUCAAAUUAUAGACAUUUCUGUACUGAAAACCGAAAUUCUUCCUAACCUUAAAGGCCAAAUACUGAUAAACAGUCUAAUUAUUGAUGCAAAUGACUUAUGCUGUUUUAGCACAUUCACAAGGAUUGUGUGGUACUGCGUAAGAAUGUAUUUAUUGAUAUUGCAUGUUAAAGGCCAGGUUCUCCAGACUUUACUGUAGAAGAAAGUGCUGGUCACUGAGAUAAAAACUGGGUUGUUGUUUGGCCUGUUCUGGUCUUAAUGACAGGGAACCGGAUACAAUACUUGUUCUUUUUCAUUCUUUUUUUUUUUUUUUUUAAAUUAAUCUUUAUUUAUAAUAUAUUAUUUAAGCUUAAUAUUAAUUACCUAUGUUGCCCCCGACAGAAGUGCAGAAGGGGUCUUGCUGUGGGAUGUGUUAGAAUUCUGGAAAAAACCUGGAUGCUCGGUCCAUUCCCAGGAACAAACCUGGACACCUAGGUGAUAGGUAAUUACAUUACCACUGCACCACCCAUCCACCCUGAAGUAAAACUGGGUUUAAAAUGUUGUUCAUAGUGUAGUGAUGAAUAUAUGUCUAUACAGGCCAAGGAUAAAUAAGCUUAACAUGUCUCCCUUUGGUUUAUAUGGAUUUGAAUCCUUGUAUAAUGUAUUUGCCUGUUGUUCAUAGGUUUAUUAAGCAUUCUAUUCACCUGUUGUUCAUAGGUUAAUGAAUCCAUGUAUAAUGUAUGUACUAAUGGUCCAUAGGUUUAGGAAUCGUAUGAUUUAUGUACUUGUGGUUCAAAAUUUUGUACCAGUUCAUCUUUAUACUUGUGGUUCAUUGACUUGAGAAUCCCUUCUGUUGUUCAUGAUCAUAUGAACGGCAAUAUGCUAUAUGCCAGUGUUUGUUUCCACUACGAUGACCCUGUUAUUGACAACAUUGUGAACAUGUAUAUCAGAAUUAAACCAUUUUACGUAAAGAUAAACCACUUA